This is a messenger RNA of Lotus japonicus, 2437 nucleotides long. RefSeq lists its product as uncharacterized. The annotation marks the transcript as partial. The transcript has 3 exons. Lineage: Eukaryota; Viridiplantae; Streptophyta; Magnoliopsida; Fabales; Fabaceae. The record is from RefSeq and is a predicted model, not a curated record.
CUUAGACCGUUUAUAAUGAGGGUGUUGAUAGGGGGGUUGAGUUUUGUUGAGAUAGUGUAGUGGUUUGUUGAGUUUUGUUGAAGAUGAUGUGGAGGAGAGAGGUAUUGAGGGAGUUCAACAUGUUGAAGUUGUAGGUACCAGAGACACGUGGCGGGCGCCAGGCGCGUGCACCACACGCGCCGAUAAGACGCGGAGAGAGAAAGAGUUGUUGGUUUAUCUUGUUAGACACGUGGCUCCUCCUGAUUGGCUGUCUGGAUUUUGAUCAUCUUAAUUUUUUGAACUCAAUUAUUUCAUUGCAAAAAAAAUUUCUUGACCAAAAUUCAUGAUUUGGACACAGAAAAAAAAAAACCAAGUUUUUCACUAUUUUUAUUAUCUUUCUAUUAGCCUUUGUUGUGAAAUGGAUCCCAACAAUUACCAUUUCAACACCCAUAAUUCUUCUAAAUACCCAUUAAGCUACCAAAAUCCCAACAAUUUUCAAGAUCCAAAUCAAUUUUCCAACUACUAAAAUCUCAACAAUUAUCAAGAUCCAAAUCAAUUUUCCAACUACCAAAAUCUCAACAAUUAUCAAGAUCCAAAUUAAUUUUCCAACCAACGCCCUCAAAACAUACAUAAUUUUGGUUUGCCACCAAAUUGCAACCAGUCAUCCUUUGUUCCAAACUUUCAUCCACAUCAUGGAUCUAGGAUGAGAUAUCCAUCUCAAACACCCCCGUUUAAUGGUUAUAUGCCAAUGGUGAAUGAAAAUUUUCCAAGUGUUGGUGCACCUGAAUUUCCCGAAUUUUUAACACAAAUAACUCUUGGUGGCAUGACAGCUGCUAAUGAAAUCACUCCAAAUCAAGAGGAUUCAACUCCUAAGAGCAAGAAAACCCAGUCACCAUCAUGGAGCACUGAACAAAAUUUGGUGCUAAUUAGUGGGGGGUGGAUUAAAUAUGGAACAAGCAGUGUUGUCGGGAGAAACCAGAAAGGAGAAACAUAUUGGGGUCAAAUUGCUGAGAAUUGUAAUGAGCAUUGCUCAUUCGAUCCUCCGUGCGAUGGAGUUGCAUGCCGAAACCGUUUUAAUUAUAUGAACAAAAUACUGGGUAAAUGGAUUGACGCUUAUGAUGGCGCUAAGCAUUUGCAAGAAAACGGUUGGUCGGAGAAUGAUAUUUUGGCAAAAGCGCAGAAAUUAUACGCAAGUGGAAAGAAUGUUCAAUUUACUUUGAUUGCAGAAUGGCACGCUCUCCGUGAUCAACCACGUUUUUGUAGUCAAGUAGAAGGAAAUGAGCGUCGAAACAAAAUAUUGGAAGAUAGUGCACCUCGUAGUAGAAAAUAUCUCAGUAGACAUCAUGCAGCGGCAAACCAAAGGCUAACUGACGACUACUUUGCCAAUGAGCCUACAUAUGACGAUGCAAUGUUUCGUCGUCGGUACCGAAUGCAAAAACAUGUUUUCCUUCGAAUCGUUGCAGACCUUUCAAGUAGUGAUAACUAUUUCACCCAGCGAGUUGAUGCAGCCAAUAAAGAAGGUAUAUCACCCUUAGCAAAAUGUACCACAAUAAUGCGAAUGUUAGCAUAUGGUGUGGCUGCAGAUGCGGUCGAUGAGUACAUCAAAAUAGAAGGUACUACAACAUUGGAGUGUUUACGUAGAAUCUGUAAAGGAAUCAUACGAUUGUAUGAGCAAUUGUACCUGAGAGCACCAACCCAAGAUGACCUGCAAAGAAUGCUACAUGUUAGUGAAAUGCGGGGGUUCCCAGGCAUGAUCGGGAGUAUUGACUGCAUGCACUGGGAGUGGAAAAAUUGUCCUAAAGCAUGGGAAGGUCAAUUUGCUAGAGGGGAUAAGAGAACCACAACAGUUAUUCUUGAAGUAGUUGCAUCUCAUGAUCUAUGGAUCUGGCAUGCAUUUUUUGGAUGUCCGAGAACGUUGAACGAUAUAAACGUUCUAGAUUGGUCACCAGUGUUUGAUGACGUGGAACAGGGAAAGGCUCUAAAUGUGAAUUUAUUUGUGAAUCAACGUCCCUAUAAUAUGGCAUACUAUCUUGAUGGUAUCUACCCUUCUUAUCCAACUUUCGUCAAAUCGAUUAGACUUCCUCAAAGUGAACCCGAUAAGUUAUUUGCAAAAUAUCAGGAGGGAUGUCGGAAGGACAUCGAACGUGCAUUUGGAGUGCUUCAAGCUCGUUUUAAAAUCAUCCGUGAACUAGCUCGCUUGUGGGACAUAGCUGAUUUGGGUAUCAUCAUGAGGUCAUGCAUCAUAUUACAUAAUAUGAUUGUUGAGGAUGAACGAGAUUUAUAUUCUCAACGUUGGACCCAUUUUGAGCAACUUGGGGAAAGUGGAUCUAGUACACCGCAACCAUACUCGACCGAGGUGUUACCCGCUUUUGCAAAUCAUGUGCGUGCUAGAUCCGAGUUGCGUGAUCUAAAUGUUCAUCUUGAACUGCAAGCAGAUCUAGUGAAGCACAUUUGGGCA